UUCCUGCCAAUGAUGAUACUCUUAAUAAUUGUAAGACUGAAUUGGUGCUUGUAGGAAAUAUAGGAUCACCGGUUUUUAAUGGAGGAAAUCAGCAAACUUGGAUGCCAUUGAUAUCUGCCUAAAUCUACCAAAAUAAACAACAUGGAAAAAGAAUCAAACCUCCCCGACAAUCACAAUCAAGAAAAAGAAGGAACAACAUCUCAUCAUGCUAUUACUGUUCUUCAGGCAGACCAAGAAUGGUUAGCUUCAAUGGAAAAAAAGAUCAUGCAGAUGCCGAAAUUAUUGAACAAAUCAGCAGGUAAGAGUUCUUGUUGCAUCUUUAGAAUACCUCAAAGCCUUGUCGAAAUUAACGAGAAGGCUUAUCAACCUCAUAUAGUCUCCAUUGGCCCGUACCACCAUGGAAAAGAACAGCUCAAAAUGAUUCAAGAACAUAAGGGGAGAUUUCUUGGUUCUGUUCUUGCUCGGACGCAAAAACACGGUGUUUGUCUCAGUGAUUUCUAUAAAGCAAUAGCAUCAAUGGAGGAAAGGAUUAGAGAGUGUUAUUCAGAGAAUAUAGAAUACAGUAGUCAUGAUUUCAUUGAAAUGAUGGUUCUUGAUGGAUGCUUUAUUAUCGAGCUCUUUUGCAUAGUUGGAAGGUUAGUACAAACUGAUCUUGAUGACCCUAUAUUUAAUAUGUCAUGGAUGUUAUAUUUUCUUAUGAGAGAUCUUUUAAGAUUAGAGAAUCAAAUUCCCUUUUUUGUUCUUCAAACUCUAUUUGAACUAUCAAUUUUAUCUUCAAGAAAGGAAAACAUUCCCUCCUUAACUGAACUUACAUUAGGAUUCUUUGAUUAUGUUGUUCAAAGACCCACGGAAGUUCUAGAUGGAUACAAGAACCUUAACGGAAAACAUUUGCUUGAUUUGUUUCGCUUGACUUUUAUUCCUUCAUCACAAGAAGAGCAUAAAAAGAUAAGUCCAUUCCUUCAAUUGAUUCAAUCUGCUAAGAAGCUUCGUUUAGCUGGAAUACAUUUCAAGCCUAGGGAGACAGAAAGUUUCUUGGAUAUAAGAUUUAGUCGCGGAGUUCUUGAAAUCCCUACUUUGACAGUUGAUGAUUUUACAAGCUCAUUCUUGCUUAAUUGUGUAGCAUUUGAGCAAUGUUAUAAUCAUUGCUCCAAGCACAUGACAAGCUAUGUUACUUUCAUGGGUUGCCUCAUUGUCACACCUAAUGAUGCAGGGUACUUAAAUGAUAAUAGGAUCAUUGAAAAUUAUUUUGGAACUGAAGAGGAAGUUGCAAAAUUCUUUAAUAAUGUAGGAAAAGACAUUGCUUUUGAUAUCCAAAGGAGUUAUUUGGCCAAGUUGUUUGAGGAUGUUAAUGAGUAUUACAGGAACAAUUGGCAUGUAAGAUGGGCAGGCUUUAGGCAUACAUACUUUAACACUCCCUGGUCGUUCAUGUCUGCCUUAGCUGCUCUUAUAUUACUCGUUCUUACUGUUAUUCAAACUUUCUUUUCUGUCUAUGGAUAUGUCCGUCCUUCUAACGAUGGUGGUUGAUUUCCAUUUGAAGAUAGAAUCAUCACAUUGUAGAUAUCUAAAUUUUAGUCUUGUUCAGAGAAUUCUUGGAUAUUUACAAUGUCUGAGAAUAUAGUAGCUUAUUAGAUUAUCGUUGCAAUUUGCAAUUUGCUUAUCAGAUUAUUGUUUAAAGAAUAUAGUAGCUUAUUGAUGAAUCAAUUGAACAAAUGGGUUGUCAAUUCAAAAGGGUUUUGUUUUCGA
Messenger RNA from Jatropha curcas, 1743 nucleotides. Its product is annotated as UPF0481 protein At3g47200. The record is from RefSeq and is a predicted model, not a curated record. NCBI's taxonomy places the organism in Eukaryota, Viridiplantae, Streptophyta, Magnoliopsida, Malpighiales, Euphorbiaceae.